CGAGCAGCGGCCGGUGUAGGGAGCAGCAUAUCGUCGGCCACGUUCUCGUCAAGUAAAACAUGAUAGUUUGUUUAUAGCCUGGAUUCUGGAGAGGGCGGCAGAGAGCGAGUGAGGUCCGCGACGCCUGAGGUCCGCACUUUAGGUUGGAUUUAGUUCAAUACUUCGCACGUCCGCGUGUGCGGGAGCUCCAUGUGUCCGCGACAUCCAGCAGGUGAAAGCAACACACCAUCCGGGCCGCCAAAACCUCUUCGAGGAAAUCAUUUAUGAACGGAGCCAUGAAAACGCAAGAAAUUUCCAAGUCCAUCAUGAGCGACGCGAGUCGCCGGAUUGAGAAGCUGCGAGAAGGGAAGUACAUCGCGGGCGACUUCGGCUUGGAGAUUGUCAAGCCGCCGUGGUUUGAUGAAGCGAAGUUCACGCGUGGCCAGAAGCUGUCCAAGGAUAACCUGGUAUGCGUGUUUUUGGCGGACCUCUUGUUCCUGUUGACUGUCUUCAGCUCACCUCGUAUCCUGAGGACGCUCAUCUUGACCGGAAAAAGUUCAUGCCCGUUCACGGCCCUCAAUAGGUACGUGGCCACGAUCAGAGCUGUCGUAUCCUGGCAUAACGGAGACAUUUGGAAUCCUGAAGAUUUGGCUCACAAGUUUCUACGACAUGUCAUGACGAGUCAUAAAAGUUUAUAUACGAUUGCCAAUUUUCAACGAAAAGAGGAAGUUGAUCGAAUCGAAGUUGAAGAAAAUCCUAUGGUUCAAAUUACCGGUAUGUAUAAAAAAAUUCGAGCCUCAAAUGAGGAACAAUCACGGUCUACUAAAUGCGAUGGCAAUGCCAAGAAUACAAAUCAUAUCACGCCCAAAAUGAAAAUUCAACCAGAUUUUGACCAAGCAAAGGAAAGGCCACGAACCUCUUCAAAUGUUCAAGCUUCUAUUAAAAAGCACAAUUUCAGUUUAAGUAAUGACGAAUUUACGCCAAGUAAGGACACGGCUCGAAAAAGGAGUCAACAGGAUCACAAUCCCAACUUUUCUUCCAAUUAUAACCAGGUACCGAGCAGUCGAAAUUCAGAUUCAAAGAUGUCCGAAUCUGUCAGGAGUGAUAAAUCUCCACCAAAAGUGGACGAGUCGAUCCCCAAUCACAACAUCCCGUAUGUUAGUCAGUGGGAUCUCUUGACCGUCCAGUACGCGUUUAUCGCCAGUAUAGUUGCGCAUCCAGAGGCUUUCGGUGCCUGGAAUCUUCCUGAUGAAGAUGUCGAUGGAUUUAUCUACUACUGGAAAGUUCUGGGCUUUUUCUUGGGUAUCCGAGAAGAGUUCAACCUUUGCAGCGGAGACCUCGAACAAACUAGAGCUUUGAUUUUAGCGUUUGAGCAAGAGGUGAUUUUACCGGCAUUCGAAGAGGUUGACCACAACUUCGAACACAUGUCAUUGGCUCUUAUGGGUGGAAUUAACAUGAUGGUACCGCUCGUCAACUACCCCUCUGCCCUAAUGUACCUUCUAACCGCCCUCGGUGCUGACACAGCUACGAUUUACAAAUCACUUACGCUCAGAGAGAAAGCUAUCUAUCAUUUCUUGAAUUGUGUGACCUACAGCUGCCGGGUGCGAUUAAUCAGAAACAUGUUCAGCUCAUUGCUGGAAAUCUGUUUGGAUCUGAUAGAAGGACAUGGGCCCUGGUGGUGGCCGAGAAUAUUGGCGCCGAAAAACACAAUUUCACCAAGAGUUCCAUAGAACCAUUUUUUUAGCGAACUUGAAGUUUGUAUUUAUGAACAAGCAUUAAAUAUUUCACAUCCUUUGCCAUUUCAUGUAUUCACAUGCCUGAGUUAGUUGACUUAUGACUUGCCAGACUAAAAGUCGUAUCCCAUGCAUUAUUGAAUUCUAAAUGAAAAUUUCAUUUCAUUACUCUCAAAUUUGGGAAAAGAGCUCUAAGUAUCAUUGAAGAUAAAUGUUGAAUGCGUUUUCUAUGCUCGACCAUUCAGCGACACCGAAUUGGACGAUACAAAUUCAGAGACUCCGUCCAUCAAAAUUGGAUGUCAGCAACGACGGCUGCGAAGCAUCAACCACAUCAGUGUAGCUGAAUUCUUUUACAUAACAGCGAUGAAUUGCAAUUAAAUUAAGGCCAUGUAAUUUAGAUUUUACAAUGAUAUGUAUAAUACUUUUGGCAUUAAGGUACUAGCCGUAGCGUAGAGGGUCCUUUAAUCGCAAAUAUUCAUAACAAAUUUUCUAAGCGCUUAUUAAAGUUUCUAUCAAUGCAGGAAAGAUUGGUGAACCAAGUCAGGAUAAAGAUUUAGAUUUAAAAUUUAAAGCGAUAAGUCUCAAGGUUCCGAAAUUCCUAAAUUUUACCACCUUCGAAUGUUUCAAAACUACGAAUGAUUAAAAUGCUUUAAAUUUUCGGGAUCCUUUUAUCUCGCUAUCACUAAUGAUGAUGAGCUUAAUAACAUGAAGGAAACAAAUGAAAAAAUUAUAAAAGCCCAUAUGAACGGCUCUUCUAGAUAGGCUCAGAUGUCAAUUAGUCUUAUCAAUUUUUCUCCUGUCUGCAAUAGAUGGAAAUUAAUUUUAUUAUAUGAAGUUUCAUUUAUCGUAUUCGCUCUCAGAAAUGAGAGUUAUCGCACAGCAUCGUCCGUGCAUCAGCGAUAUAUAACAAUAAUCACAUAAUAAUUCUAAUUCCUCGAGGAAAGCAAUGUAGUUCCUCUUUAUUAACAAGCGUUGUAAAAAUGUCGCAACGGUCUGUCUGGUCGACGGUAGUUCAGGCUAAGAUUAGUUAUUUAAUCAACCGCUGAGCAAUAUUUGAUUGUUCCCAUGGGAUAGGGAGAUUUUGUAAUAUAAAUAUAAAUUUUU
Hyalella azteca is the source of this 2816-nucleotide messenger RNA. RefSeq lists its product as uncharacterized. Bases 264 to 1709 code for a protein of 481 amino acids. The transcript has 4 exons. Lineage: Eukaryota; Metazoa; Arthropoda; Malacostraca; Amphipoda; Hyalellidae. The record is from RefSeq and is a predicted model, not a curated record.